CUCAACUGAAAAUGAAAACUUACUUGAGGUAUAUCACACUCAUCUUUAUAGUGGUCUUUUCAUUUACAAUAUCAAAGUGGCUAUUUGCUGACAAAACAUCAAAUGUAUAUAAAUCAACUGAACAUAAUCAUAUGACACAGGAUAACAGUCUGAUUGACAGAGCUAUUUUAAGUAAGGCUAAAAUGUACCAGAAGACAUGGGAAACUAGCACAAAUGUUGAAACAGCUGUUAUAUGUGGAAGUGAUGACAACACUUCACUUUCAGGUUAUGAAGAAGAUGACCGUGACAAUGACUUGAUCAUGUACAGUGAAUGUGGAAAAUGUGGAAGUGGAACCCUCAUUGCAGUAUUAUCUAGAGCAUGCCACGAGAGCAAGGUGUAUCAUACAAAAUACACAAUCCCGUUACCUGAAGAUGAUGUGCUGUCUACAGUUGAGCUCAAGUUAAAUUAUGUCAGGGAAACAAUCUUAAAGAAAACAAGACCUUAUAUUUUCACUGGGCAUUCAUCUUUUAUAGAUUUCAAAGAAAUCGGGCUACAACAGCCCAUUUAUAUCGACCUAGUUCGUGAUCCAGUCAAUAGAUGGAUAUCACUGUUCUACUACAUGCAACAAAGUAACCAUCACAAGGGGCAAUAUCCUAAAUCGGUGGAUUAUUGUAUUAAGCUUUGGAUAACAGAAACCUGGUGUUAUAGAUCAAAAGACAUUGUCAAAUGCUUACAAAAUAGUCCAUUUAAAGGAUGCAAAUAUGGAAUGGUUACUCCAGCCUAUAAACGCUGGUUCACUGGGAGGUACACUAACUCAACUACAUGGUCAAUAGCAAGAGCAAAACAUAAUAUAGAACGUUAUUAUAAGUUCAUUGGCCUUACUGAACAUUUUAAUGAUACCUUAAAAGGACUUGAAAUAAUUAUUCCACGUUUUAAACAAGGAAUUCUCACAGACGUGUAUAGAAAUACAACGAAUAAAAAUGUAGGUCAUCACAACCCCAAUCCCAGAAAUUCAACAUUGGUGUUAAUGAAAAAGUUAUUAGUUGAUGAUUAUGAUAUAUAUGAGUUCAUACGUCAACGAUUUUACAUUCAAUUAAAAUGUUUAGGAAUCAGAUGAUUAAAAUUACA
Owenia fusiformis is the source of this 1108-nucleotide messenger RNA. The record is from the annotation of a GenBank genome assembly. NCBI's taxonomy places the organism in Eukaryota, Metazoa, Annelida, Polychaeta, Sabellida, Oweniidae.